AUGGAAAGCACAAGAGUGUUCGUGUCAGGUCUACCACCUACACUCAAUAAUGAUGGUCUUCGAAAGCAUUUUGCCGGCCGCUUCGAAGUCACAGAUGCGCAUAUCAUUCCCAAUCGACGCAUUGGGUUUGUGGGAUUCAAGGACCACAACUCUGCCCAAAAUGCAGUGAACUACUUCAACAAGACAUUUAUCAAAAUGUCGAAGAUUGCAGUAGAAAUGGCUAGACCUGUAGAUGCUGCUCCCGAAGUGAAACUGAAGCAGAAACCUGGGAAAGCUUCUGCGAAUGGUGCUGAUCCCAACCCACAAUCUGAUUCUUUAAAACGGAAACGGGAUACUGGGGAGGAUGACCCAAAGCUUGAAGAGUAUCUCAACGCCAUGCAGGCUUCAAGAAAAUCAAAAACCUGGGCAGACACUGGAACAGACCUAACUAUUGGCCUAGCGGCCCGUAACAAUAAGUCCCAGGACGUUGACAGUUCCAUAAACGUGCCCAACAAAAGGACUAAGGGGCCGUUGGAAGUUGAACUGCCCAAGGAGGCGCCCAGAAAUCUAGUGCCUUCAACUACUGAACCAAACCCUGCAGAACUAAAUCAUAAGGCUCAAGUCGAUGCGGAAGAUGCGGAAGAUGCGGAAGAUUCGGAGGCUGCACCUCAAAGCGAUGCUGACUGGCUUAGGUCGAGAACGAGCCGUUUGUUGGGUCUGCUUGACGAUGAAGAAGAUAUAGAUCACACUAAGGCUCCGGCAGAUUCUCCAACAUCCCCUCCUGCCGACGCUCAACCUGAACCUAUAUCGCGUCAGCCAGAUCCCCCCGUUCAAGCAGAGGACCAAAAUUCACCUAGCGUUCAGGAGGUCGACGAUCCGAAUCUACACUUGAUUCGUGAGACCGGCCGCUUGUUUCUACGCAACUUACCCUACAAUACCACCGAGGAGGAUCUUCGGAGCUUGUUCACUCGCUUUGGGAAAAUAGAAGAGCUACACGUUGCAUUCGACACUCGACAUUCGACAAGCAAAGGAUUUGCGUAUGCACAGUUCGUCGAUCCUGAUUCAGCCAUCGAAGCAUAUAAAGAGCUAGAUGGGAGAGAUUUUCAGGGACGUCUAAUGCAUAUACUUCCUGCCUCUUCGAAAAAGACAUAUAAGAUAAACGAAUACGAGUUGUCGAAGUUACCCUUGAAGAAGCAGCAGCAGAUCAAACGAAAGGCCGAAGCAGCGUCUUCCACAUUCAGUUGGAAUUCCCUUUACAUGAAUGCGGACGCUGUGAUGACGUCUGUGGCAGAGCGGCUAGGCGUACCGAAAUCUGCGAUAUUGGAUCCGACUUCGUCAGAUGCUGCAGUAAAACAGGCUCAUGCCGAAACGCAUGUAAUUCAAGAGACAAAAGCAUAUUUCAGCGCCAAUGGCGUAAAUCUGGAUUCGUUUAAACAACGUGAGCGCGGAAACACAGCGAUUCUCGUGAAAAACUUCUCGUUCGGCGUGAAAGCCGAGGACCUUAAGAAAUUAUUUGAUCCGUAUGGGCAGAUCAUAAGAUUACUUAUGCCACCUACCGGUACCAUUGCUAUCGUUGAGUUUAGCAUGCCGGACGAAUGUCAGAAGGCAUUUAGAGGUCUUGCAUACAGGAAACUGGGAGACUCCAUAUUGUUUUUGGAAAAAGCUCCUAAGGACCUAUUUGAAGGAAAACCCAUGGCUCCAGUCACUGUUCAACCUCAACGAGUUGUAGGCCCCACCUUCUCGACUUCAGAAACGUUCAAGGCUGGUGAACAGGAGGCUGGGGUGGAGAGUUCGACAUUGUAUGUCCGAAAUUUGAAUUUCUCAACAACUACUGUUGGCUUAACAGACCUGUUCAAACCUCUUGAUGGCUUCUUGUCCGCCCAGGUCAAAACCAAACCUGAUCCGAAGAAACCAGGCGAGAGGCUGAGUAUGGGAUUUGGCUUUGUGGAAUUCAAAACCAAAGCCCAAGCUCAAGCUGCUCUUGCCGCAAUGAACGGUUAUAAACUUGACCAGCACGAAUUGGUCAUCAAACCAUCCCAUAAAGGAAUGGAUGCCGCAGAGCAACAAAGACGCGAGGACACGGCGAAGAAAAACGCCGCUCGCAGGACCAAGAUCAUCAUCAAAAACUUGCCUUUCCAAGCCACCAAGAAGGACAUUCAGUCUCUUUUCGGUGCAUACGGCCAACUCCGGUCCCUUCGCGUGCCCAAGAAAUUUGACCGCACUGCCCGUGGCUUCGCGUUCGCCGAUUUCGUCAGUGCUCGCGAGGCGGAAAACGCGAUGGAUGCGCUUCGCAAUACCCACCUUCUGGGGAGAAGGCUGGUGCUGGGAGUUUGCUGCUGA
Molecule: messenger RNA, 2319 nt
Organism: Uncinocarpus reesii 1704
Lineage: Eukaryota; Fungi; Ascomycota; Eurotiomycetes; Onygenales; Onygenaceae
Product: multiple RNA-binding domain-containing protein 1
Exons: 4
Coding region: 1-2319 (772 amino acids)
Cellular component (GO): nucleus; cytoplasm; ribonucleoprotein complex
Molecular function (GO): mRNA binding
Source: RefSeq, a predicted model, not a curated record